GGAGGAUGCCAGUGCGAACUGUGCAGUUGUGCUGUAGAGGUGAAAAAGUGUCGCAACAUUUUCCCCUAAUACUAUCCUUUACAAGUUUUUUGCAGAGGUUCGAAUAUCACAAUCUAUCCGGACUUAUUACUCUGAAACACCCUCUAUAGUAUGCGGUAGUCGCCUCUGCCUGCAUUUUGCUGCAGCUGCGACUCCUCAAUGAAACUCAUUGUAGCGACAACACGUUGUUAGGGCAGGCGAGACGAGUGAACGGCGCAGUGAAUGUAAUCACGCUGAGCGGGGAACGGAGCUGCGUCUCUCUGGCAUCGUCCGGCUGUGCGGGAGCAAGACAGGACAUUUUUUUAACGAAUGUGGAGGUGAGGACAUAGCAGCUGUGAGACAGGUGUGUGUACAUUUUUCAAGCUGGAUGCUGUGGGGACCAAUCAGCACCACCAUUUGAAUCCUGACUGCAACUUUCUGAGAGACACAGAGAAAGCCGCCGUCAAAUCUGGAACAAGACAUGUGCUGAGUGUCUUGGACACUUACAAACGUGUCCCAAGCAGCGCGCCUCCUUUUUUUUUUGCCUCAGGCUAAUUUUUUCCUCUUUUUUUAUUGAGCUUCAUUUGUUUUUUUGUUUUUUUCCCCCUUUUUUUGCCUGGCGUCCGCUGUCCAAAUGAAGCCAGACAGCCCUCUUAUGUGGAGUGUGAUCAGCCAGGCCCUGCUGCUGCUGCUGGUGGCCCAGUGGGAGCUGGGAUGCUAUGGGAUGACUCUGAACUCCAUUCCUCUCCCGCGGGUCCCUCGCCAGUCCCACAGGGCCCGUGCCGGAGUGCUGGCCCACAGGCAGAAGCGCAGCUGGGUGUGGAAUCAAUUCUUUGUCCUGGAGGAGUUCACAGGCGACGAGCCGCUCUACGUUGGCAAGCUGCAUUCCGACGUGGAUAAAGGAGAGGGCCAGGUGAAGUACAUACUGAUGGGCGAGGGUGCCUCGUCCAUUUUCACCAUCGACGAGAACACGGGAGACAUUCACGCCAUCAAGCGCCUGGACCGCGAGGAGCAGGCUUACUACACGCUGCGGGCUCAGGCCCUGGACUACCACUCCAGCACCCCUGUCGAACCCGAGUCGGAGUUCGUCAUCAAGGUCCAGGACAUAAAUGACAACGAGCCCCGGUUCCCCAAUGGACCGUACACCGCCAGAGUGCCGGAGAUGUCCCCAGUUGGCACAUCGGUGGUUCAAGUGGUGGCAACAGAUGCGGAUGACCCCACAUAUGGAAACAGUGCUCGGGUGGUGUAUAGCAUCCUUUCGGGACAGCCAUACUUUUCCGUGGACCCCAAAACAGGGGUCAUCAAGACAGCCCUCGACGGCAUGGACCGCGAGACGCGGGAACAGUACCUGCUGAUCAUCCAGGCCAAGGAUAUGGUGGGACAGAUGGGCGGCCUCUCUGGCACCACCUCGGUGACGGUUACCCUGUCGGACGUGAAUGAUAACCCACCUCGCUUCCAGCCCAAAUCCUAUCAGUUUUGGGUGCCCGAGUCUCUGCCUGUAGCAUCGUCAGUAGGCAAGAUAAAGGCGCUGGACUCAGAUAUUGGGCGCAACGCAGAGAUGGAGUACAGAAUUAUAGAUGGAGACGGCCUUGGGAUGUUCAAGGUCACUACCGACAAAGACACACAGGAAGGAGUCAUCACUCUACUAAAGAAUUUGGAUUAUGAGACCAAAGAGAAAUAUUCCCUGAGGAUUGAGGCCGCAAAUCCAUAUCCUGACACCAGGUACUUGAGCGAAGGGAUGUUCACUGACACGGCGACGGUGAGGGUGACCGUGGGUAAUGUGGACGAGCCCCCAGUGUUCUCCUCGCCGCUCAGCAAAAUGGUGGUGUCUGAGGACGCCGCAGUGGGCACCACCAUCGGCACGGUCUCGGCGAACGACCCCGACAACCCCAAGAGUCCCAUAAGGUACUCAAUAGACCGCAACACAGACCUGGAGCGCUUCUUUGACAUCGACGCAACAAGUGGAAUCAUCAGCACAGCCAAGACGCUGGACAGAGAGGCCAACGCGGUGCACAACAUCACCAUCCUCGCCAUUAAGACGCUCGACCCUGCUCAAGUUGGACGUGGUACAGCCCUGAUUACUGUCAUGGACAUCAAUGACAACGCGCCUGUGUUUGCUAUAGAGUACGAGACGUUCCUGUGUGAGAGCUCCACUCCCGGCGAGAUGAUCGAAACCAUAAGUGCAGUGGAUCGAGACGAACCCCCCAGUGGACACCGCUUCUUCUUCUCCCUUGGUCCCGAGGCAGCUGGCAACCUGAAUUUCACCUUGAGAGACAACAAAGACAACACGGCCUCUAUCCUGACCAAGCGCGUGGGCUUCCAACGGCGACAGCAGUCCCUGUACCGGCUGCCGGUGCUCAUUGUGGACAGUGGCAUGCCGGCGUUGAGCAGCACCAACACCCUCUCCAUCCGCGUGUGCGAGUGCGACGGGGACGGCCGUCCGCAGUCCUGCGGCGCCGAGGCCUUCAUGCUGUCCGCGGGACUCAGCACCGGAGCCCUCAUGGCUAUCCUGGCGUGUAUCCUCACCCUGCUGGUGCUGGUAUUGCUCAUCGUGAUGAUGCGUCGGCGCAAGAAGGAGCCCCUGAUCCUGGACGAGGACCGCGACGUGCGGGAGAACAUCGUGCGCUACGACGACGAGGGCGGCGGCGAGGAGGACACAGAGGCCUUCGACAUGGUCGCGCUGCGGAACCUCAACGUGGUGCGCGACGGCAAGGCCCGCCGGGACGUCACCCCGGAAGUGACGACGUUGUACGCGCCGCGGCCCCCGCCCUACAAGGCCGCGCCGGCGGACAACAACGGCCUCUUCCGGGAGUUCAUCUGGGACCGGCUCAAGGAGGCCGACGUGGACCCCGGGGCACCGCCGUACGACUCCCUACAGACGUACGCCUUCGAGGGCAGCGGCUCCGUGGCCGAGUCCCUCAGCUCCCUGGACUCCCUGAGCUCGGACUCGGACCAGAACUACGAUUACCUCAGCGACUGGGGUCCACGCUUUAGAAAGCUGGCUGACAUGUACGGCCACGCCGAUGCCAGUAAUAUAUUCUCCUAGCCGGGGGUUGUGUUUGCAUUUCGAAUCUUUUUUUCAAUUUUUUUUCUCUUUUUUUUGAGGUUUUUGGAUUUUGUAACGUCCUGCCUGGCUGCCUGACCUUCAGCGUGAAGCUUUGGCCAGAGCAGGAGAGGAGUGUGGCGCAGAUGGGAAUAUGAAUAUUAUGAAUCUUGAAUAUGAUUUCAAUUUACUGUGGAACAACCAUCCGUCUCCGUGUUGAAAAACCAACAAGCACACAAGAAACAUUCUUGAAAGUGAAGAGCAAGACUUGUUUUCAAGGUUUUUUCUGUGGGGGGGGAGUAGGUUGUGUCACGGACGCAACUAUCGCCAAUACAAAGUCCACAGAGAAGCUCCAGCAGACUUUUCAAUUUGUUUAUAAUUGCAACACUUGAAAUUUACAGGAAAGGAGAGACUUCGUGUGUCAUUGGAGCUCAAUGCCACAUGUAUAAAAGAACCUUUUAUAUGAAGGAUGUGCACUUCAGUGCAUUGCUGUCAAAUGUGAAGGAUGUAGGUAUUGGAGUUCUUACUCCGCUGGUCUCGUCAUAAUGCGCUCCUCAGUCCAAAUCAAUGUUGCUCUACUUACAACCAUGAAGAGUAUUGGAAUCAUUUGUGAAUCUUGGCUUUUUGGGGGCAAAAAAGAUAUCACAAGUAAUGUGAACCUUCCUAGUGGGAUGUUGCCUGCCCAACACUAAUAUUGAACUUUUUUUAUUUUUUCUGUCAAGUACAAUUGAACAUUUCUGAAACAGUCAGCUUGAGACAAAUGUUUGAAGGCAAAGGCUUCAGUAAAGACUAAAGGUAUUCUGUAGUAGUAAACGGGUACCACAGUGAAAGUACCAGUUUUACUGUAUGCUUGGUCUCGUGCUGCACAACAUGUAAGGACUAUUACUGUCAAAAGCAGAACCAUUGCAGACUGCCUCCCUGUUCGCCAAUGAGCCUAAUCAGGUGAAGGAGAUGUGGCUCUGAAAGACAUGGCUAUUACUGUUGCCCUGGUUAUUACAUGGUUAUUACUGUUGCCGUCAGCAGAUGCGUGACUGGUCAGGAAACCUAGAGUAGAAUCAGGGGUGCGGUUUGGUAGGGGUACACAGUAAAUGUUGCGGUGUUAAUUCAACACUUAAAGAGUUCAUUUAAGUCCAAAUGAUGCCAAAUCAACUCUUUAAGUGUUGAAUGAGCACUGCAGAAUUUACUGUGUGGGGUGGGGUGGUGUGGGUUUGGGAUGCUGCGAGGAUUACUUUGCAUCAUAUGGAGCUUUUUUUCUGUACGGCUGCCUCACUAGAUACUGUGCCAUGUAGAAGGUGGAAGAUGUUGAGGAUAGUUUUUUUAUUUUUUAAGAAACGAAGGAACUAUCGAUACGCUAAUCAAAGCCCAGAGCAGCUAGGACGUCUGUAAUUAGUGCAUUCAGUUACAGUUUCUCGUUACUCUGAAAUAUUGAUGUGGACCAUAAAACAAUAUUUAUAACAUCCUCAAAGGGAAUAUCCCCUGACAUAGGAUUACAUGGAAGUGCCCACAAAAAAGUAUUGACUGAUGAAUAGUGGACAGAGACAUUCACUGGUUCAUCUUUUUUAAAAUCGGCUAAUGGACGGCAUUAUUAAUAUGCUUCCCCAGCGGUCACUGAAAUAUGACCCUGGGAAUAAGUAUAUUGGGUUCUUUGAUAUUUGCUAUGAAGUCAUGCUUUUGAAGAGAGAGUGCGGAACCAGUGAAUUCACUGGCGUAAGCAACCAGUGAGUUUGAUGAAUGGGCCAGGGCAUGUCCAAAUGCUUAAAAGGCCUUAGCUAAAUUAACCCCUGAAAGCGAUUUGAUGGAUGAUUCUAGCUGUUACAGAGCAUAAACAUACAUCCACAAACAUGCUUGCGGAGGGGAACGUGGCCCGAGUCCCAGUUCCUGUUUGAAAUGCAGGGAGCUGAAAUUAGAGCCCUUUGCCCACAGACAACAGAGUGUCUCUUAAGCAAAGUAAGAUGCGUUGCUUUCAAAGUAAUGUGAAAAUUGCGUGUUGCAUCGAUUUUCUUCAAGUGUAUUGCUCUAAGAAAGGCUUUUUAGGGUUUCAUUCUCUGCGUGGCCUUCUAUUCAGUUCACAUAGCGCAAACAUCCCCGUGCCAUUAUAAAGAAUGCAUCUGACCUUGGCUGCGACUGGCUGUGUCUCAGAGAUAUGCCAUUAUCCCAUUUUUUGUUGCAAAGAAAAAUAUUGAUUAUGCUUAAUUUCAGAAUACACAAAUGCAAAACCACGAGUGGUGUAGUAUUACACCUCAUGUUUUGUGCAUCUAAAAAAAAACAAUGCAGUGAGGAACCUGUUUAAGAAGACAACGUUUCUGUGCAUUCUGAUUACCGCCAUUAGUGCCAUCCUUGUUACGACGCUGGCAUUCAUUAUAUCUGACGGGGAAAGUGCAUCUCACUCUGUUGCCACUGUUCCUCCUUAAUGAGAGCCAAAUGAUAAUUUAGUCAUUUCACAACCAAAGUGGGGAUAAUGAAGAUUGAGGAUAUUGUCUGUGAAAGUCUGCGAAUAUCUCAUGUUGUAAAGCAAAUGUAAUUAUUUGUUAACCGGCUCCACUAAAUGAAAACUAAAAGGGCAAUUGGAAUCUCAUUAAGCUUUGGCACUAAGUAAUAAUAAAUACCAUUUCAAUUAAGUGAAUUGCCAAGGAUUAGCUGCAGUAAGCAGAUACAACAAACUAGGAGAAGGCCUCCCCGGGGGUGAAGGACAAGACCGAAAAUAUCCUCGCCACGAGACAUUUACAUCCCCCCCUAAUAAUCACAUGCACAGUAUAUCAGCUAUGGCGUUAACUUAAGGGCAAGGGAAGGGGGAGAGGGAGGGCCAAUUACACAAAAAAAGCCAGAGAAGUUUGUCAUGAAGCAUCACGCUGCAAAGUUAUUAACUCCCUCAUGCCACUCUCCAAGUGCAUCCGUUCUCUCUUUCUUUUCACCAGCUGGGACACUCUUGCGCUCUUGUGGUCUUGCAUCACAUGCAUAGGGGGUUGAAAAUGACAGCACAUCACUUGGAAGGAUCAGCCACAGUUGACUUUGUCAUGGCAGCCAGUGUCCUGCCACAGGGGAAUCAGUCAGACUGGCACUCUCGGCCUCAAUCCACAUCAAACCCCCAUCUGCACUCACCACGCUUUCUUAAACAGACAGCUUAGACAUCAGGAACUGAUGUUGGAACAAAACUGGGUGGACGGACAGUCACGGGCAGACGCGUGACUGCAAGGACUGUCGUUAAACUUUUUUUGUCUAAAAAAAAAAUGUAAAAUGUAUGGUGUUAUUUACUUGUUUUUGUAUUGUUCCUGAAUUGGUAUUCUUGCUUACUUAAGGUGAAUUCAGGUAAAUUGGGCCACUUUUCCCCCAUUCACUUACAUGCAAAAAAAGUGGCCCAAUUUACCUUAAUUCAUCCCUACGUUCUGGUAGCUUGUGUGUCCCUGGAUAUCUUAAGUGGCCUUUCCUGGUUCAGCCGAGGAGACAGAUGACCUGAAUUGAAUGACAGAAGAGAAACCCCAACUCUGAAAGAAUUAAGGCAGACAAUCAGUGCCCCUGGUUCAAUACACUCCUUGGGUUUGGGCAGAGAGGGAAAGAGAAAAACUGUCAAAACUGUCAUUUUUGUACAGGAAAUUACAAAAUUAAAAAAAAAAACA
Engraulis encrasicolus (European anchovy) is the source of this 6675-nucleotide messenger RNA. RefSeq names its product cadherin 7a (gene cdh7a). Gene Ontology annotation, cellular component: plasma membrane; catenin complex; adherens junction. The record is from RefSeq and is a predicted model, not a curated record. Gene Ontology annotation, biological process: homophilic cell-cell adhesion; calcium-dependent cell-cell adhesion; cell-cell junction assembly. Lineage: Eukaryota; Metazoa; Chordata; Actinopteri; Clupeiformes; Engraulidae. Bases 653 to 3064 code for a protein of 803 amino acids. The transcript is spliced from 12 exons. Gene Ontology annotation, molecular function: cadherin binding; calcium ion binding.